AUGGAUGGAGUGUUCACGCUGCGCGCGUUCUCGUCUCGUCUCGCGCGCAGGACAUUUCCAGCCGAGGACUCGGUUUCGAUGAUGAUGGGCGACUUUUACCCCGUGGGUGUGCCAGAUGCGAAACAGGAAGCGGCACAACGAAACGAGGCGAUUCAGUGGAUUCAGGACCACAUUACCUACUUUCUUGAAGAAGCAAAACUCUCGUACGUGAUCGACAUCGUCCCUUACGAUAUGCAAACCGGAAGUAUCGGCGAGAUAAUGGUGGAAAAAUCUGAACUCAUCGACGAAGUCGCCGCGAUCGUUCUCGCAUCCACGUCGAAAGGACGCAUUCGCGAAUUUUUCAUCGGUUCGGUGUGCAACUACGUGCUUCAUCACGCCAAAAAGCCUGUCUUCGUCUACAAACCCACCGCGGAGGACGAGCGAUUGGAAGAAGAGCGCGUCAAGACGAUGGCGAGGAGCGAGGGAGAAAAGAAAGACACAUGA
Ostreococcus tauri is the source of this 483-nucleotide messenger RNA. Its product is annotated as Rossmann-like alpha/beta/alpha sandwich fold. The transcript has 2 exons. NCBI's taxonomy places the organism in Eukaryota, Viridiplantae, Chlorophyta, Mamiellophyceae, Mamiellales, Bathycoccaceae. The record is from RefSeq and is a predicted model, not a curated record. The coding region runs from base 1 to 483 and encodes 160 amino acids.